AUUAAUUGAUUAAAAUACUAUUUUCGCAUAAAAACAACAUUGAAAUAUUACACGCCUAACGUCGAGACAAUUUGCUAAGAAUCCAACUGUAAUAUGCAUGAUUCCGAAGAGACAAAAUGAAAGUAAAAUGCCGAAUUUUAAUGUUCCCGAAAAUGCAAGGAGCAUGCAUGGGUUACAAUGUCCUCUGCCUUAAAAAGGCCACAAAUUCACGGUUCCUAUAAAACGCCUUGGGAAAAACCAUCCACACGGGAUUCUAGGGAACACGGAAGAAAUGUAUAAAAUAAAGCGUCAGAACGAAAAAAAGAAAUGAUAAAAAUAAAAACACUAAAUAAACCGCAUUCUUUAGAGUAAACUCCUCCCAUGUCUGUUCAUAGCGGCAUGUCGUAGCAUUAUAAUUAGGUUGAACUUAUCCAUUUUGGAAAUGGCUUUGACCACCUCUAUGAUUAAAAAUAAAAUGUUGUGGCGAAAUUUCUGUCGGAUUUCUUGGUUUGUUGCUUUGUGUGACGGGUUGGAGGGAAUACAUGUUUGCAUUCAGUGGUCGAAGAGUAGAAGUCUGGUUACGCAAAACUCAGAACAGAUCACGAGUGAAAACCACUGCAGGAUGAAUAACACCACUGACAGAAACCUAGGAUUUGGCGGAAUGGCAGUUAUUGCAACGGUUAUACCCGCAGAUCUUGCACCGCCAUAUGGCCGUGAAGGGACCAGAGUUGCAGUCGGAGCAGCGCCAGGUUAAAAUGUUGCCAUUGGUGCCCUGGAUGAUGGCGAAGACAUGGCCAGAGCAUUGGUUUGCCAUUUUGCAGGAUAGUAGAAUUUCGGUUGAAUAGGUAUGGGUUGUUGGAUAAAGUCGUAAAAAGAUGAGGAACUGCAAGCUGUAUAAAAGUUGUCAAGACAAGUCAAUGGGAAAAGCUGGUCUGUAAAAUGGGAUGGUUGACAGAAAGUGUCCAAUUUAUAGACCUCGAUCUCGUAAGGCAACUUCCGAGUGCACGAUAUUGAUGUACUCCGAGUGAUAGACCGAAUUGCAAGGACUCAGUAGCAAAAGAGUAAACAACGAACGAACGACAAGCUAAGCACUCCCUGCAACUGGAUCCCUAACGGCCAGCAGCACGCAUCCGAUUCGGGGAGGGACGAACGCUCAGAUCGGGACUCGGAGCCUCAAGUGUAAUGUGAGGUCGAAAUGCGGUGCAUGUCUCCAACUCGAUCGUAGAGCCAGAAUUACGAAAGUCAAAAGUCGGAAAAAGUAAAUGAAAUAUUCGGAUUAGGGGCCAAUAGCAACACGUUGAAGUAAAUACCGAAACGGUUGACGAGGACAGCUCAGAAAAAACAAUUUCAAAACAAGCGGUAUCAGACUAUCAGCAUUUGCGCGAGUGCGGAAGCCAGUUUCAGCGCAGCCCAGGUCUGGCCGGCGACAUGGGCAGAAGGAGGAUGCAGAGGAAGACAGGGCAUCCCAGCAGGGCUUGGUCAUUCAGGCAGUCAAAUACAGUGUAAUCGGUCCAGA
Talaromyces proteolyticus is the source of this 1495-nucleotide messenger RNA. RefSeq lists its product as uncharacterized. Lineage: Eukaryota; Fungi; Ascomycota; Eurotiomycetes; Eurotiales; Trichocomaceae. The record is from RefSeq and is a predicted model, not a curated record. The coding region runs from base 422 to 733 and encodes 103 amino acids. The transcript has 3 exons.